GUUUAGACUGAGGCGCUCAGUCAACCUGCUGUGCAAUCAGCGUCUGGAUGCGACAGACAAAUCGCUGACAGAGAAAGAAUCACAGCACUCACUAUCAAUCAGCAGCUUACAUCAGGACAGUGAUGGACUUUGAUUUGUCUCAAGCUCUUCCGAGCCCACUUGAAUCGGACGUGAGAGAAUUUGAUUCUGGCUGCUUUGACAUGAAGGAUGUUCAAGGGGAGAUCAUCACACUUGAAGAGGGACUGUCCCUGAAGAUUUCAAAGAAACACCACUCCAUGAAGGCUGUAGCUACACUUGUGCUGGCUGCAAACAGGAUGGAGAAGUUCCUGUCUCUGAAAGGAAAAAGUGACAGCGAGUGCUGCAGAAUGAUCAUGGACAGUGUGAUAGAGACAACAAUUGUCAAGAAGGUUGAGAUAAACUCCAGCGGAGAGAGGAGGCUGGUCUUCCAACGUCUCAGGAGUGUGGAGUGCAAUCUGACUGACAACGAAAAUAAAGAUAUCGUCUGCACAGCCCACGACUUCAAACUGACGGCCAUCACCCUGAAUGCAGCAAACUUCAAUCACAAAGUGACAUUUAAAAUUGGGACAUAUGGCUCUCCUGGUGUUGGUCAGACUGUUGUGAUGUCAAUCAUCAAUCACAACUUGUACAUUUCCUGCACAAAGAACGGUGACAAAGCUGAGCUGAAAUUGGAGAAAUGCAGUGCAGAGGAUUUAAAAGUCAUCUGCAAAGAUGGAACCCAGGACCGUUUCCUCUUCUACAGCAGGGAGUCAGAAAUAAAUGUUAAGACAUUUGAGUCUGUUCUGUGCCGCGGCUGGUUCAUCAGCACCUCCUAUGAGCAGGAGGAGAAGCCUCUGGAGAUGUGUAAAGUGGACUCUGCCUGCCGUGUCACCCUGUUCAACCUCACCAGUAGAGACACGUAUUGAGUUAGAGCUGUGUGCAGUUUGAAUGUAACCGAAAUUAUGCUUAGGGCCCUUUUUAAACAAACCUUUUCUAUCCCUGACCACUAGAUGGAGCAAUCGCCAGCCUUUUGAUUAUGUUCUAUGAGGCAGAGGUAGCUAAUUUAACCAGUAUUACCCACAAUUAUAUUUUUGUAUCACUGACAAACUACUGUCUAAACGUUUAUCUUCUUUUCUGGAGAACGUUGUAAUAGGAUAUUCCUCACAAUUAUUAAUAUGCAUUAUUCUGGUUCUACAAUAAAUGUGGAUUUUAAAGUAUUUAUUCCACCUUGUGCGUGUAUUUAAAAGGAUAUGAUAAAAUGUUUAUAUAAUUUAUGUUGUUUAGCAAACUAGUAGAGUGCAUUCCUCCGCCAAGGCCUAACCGACCCCUUAUGAAACU
Messenger RNA from Platichthys flesus (European flounder), 1335 nucleotides. It is a transcript of the gene il1b, whose product is annotated as interleukin 1, beta. NCBI's taxonomy places the organism in Eukaryota, Metazoa, Chordata, Actinopteri, Pleuronectiformes, Pleuronectidae. The record is from RefSeq and is a predicted model, not a curated record. The coding region runs from base 123 to 923 and encodes 266 amino acids. Gene Ontology annotation, molecular function: cytokine activity. The transcript has 6 exons. Gene Ontology annotation, biological process: immune response; cellular response to lipopolysaccharide; cytokine-mediated signaling pathway.